This is a messenger RNA of Radiomyces spectabilis, 882 nucleotides long. RefSeq lists its product as uncharacterized. The record is from RefSeq and is a predicted model, not a curated record. Lineage: Eukaryota; Fungi; Mucoromycota; Mucoromycetes; Mucorales; Radiomycetaceae. The coding region runs from base 99 to 734 and encodes 211 amino acids. The transcript has 3 exons.
UCGGAUUUACAGCCCCGCUUUGAUAUCCAGCCACGGUGAUAUCCUGCCACGGUGGUCCCUUGAAUCAGAUUACAGACUCAGCAUCAGAUCAUCGGAUUAUGUGUGACAUUGAGCUGCAAACAAAUACAAAAAAUGCUUCGGUGCUUUCCUGUUACGUCAUUUUACUUGCCGAAAAUGAUGGUUGGAAAUGCGGCUCGUCGAGUUGGUUUUUAUUUUUCGCCUUUGUUAAUCUUUGUCAUAUUCAUUCAAUCUCAAUGGUGGACGUCAAGCAAUCACCGGCCGACCUCUUGAAGCAAGAAGAAGAAACCCAGUUCACUUCAUUCAGUGCAGACGAUGCUCUGAGCUUGGGUUUGGCGCUGAUAGAAGCCGCUAAGCCGUAUAAGAAGCCUGUAGUGGUAGAUAUCGCAUUGGCCGGACAUCAAUUAUUCCACUAUGCCAUGCAGGGAACGGGUCCUGAUAACAAUGACUGGGUUCGCCGUAAAAAUAACACGGUGAUGCGGUUCCGCCACUCGAGCUAUUACGUGGGACGUUAUUGUGCGAGUCAGGGAAAGACCAUCGAACAAAAGUACUUUGUUAGUGAGAAAGAGUAUGCGGGUCACGGUGGUGCAUUUCCCCUUAUAAUUCGCGGAACUGGCGUGGUUGGUACCAUUACGGUGUCGGGACUUGCACAAGAGGAUGAUCAUAACGUUGUUGUACAGACUAUCGAAAAGUAUAUUAAGCAAUGCCAAAAGUAGUUACCUUCAGGAGACCAUGACCAUGCUGAUCGCCUAUUCCUUGGUUUCCGCCUUCAUUAAUUGGUGUCACGUCAAAAGUUUAGUAUUAGGACCAAAAAAGCUUAUUUUUUUUUUUUUGGCAGAAUCCCGCAAUAAGAAUGAAGUGUAC